CUGAAUAUGUAGUGUUAGGCGUAGAUCACCAAUUGUGCGUUACUUUUGGGUCGAGGAUGGUUGCAGCGGGUGGACGUGCAGUUCAAAUUAUAAAUGUUGAAGAAUGUAUGAAGAAAACAUCAUUCAGUCUAGAUGAAGAGUCUUUGUCUUCAAUUCUUUUAAGACCAGAUGUGCGUGACAAAAAAGUUGUUGUAGUGUCUGUCGCUGGUGCGUUUCGUCAAGGAAAAUCGUUUUUACUGGAUUUUUUCUUACGUUAUUUGUUAUCCAAUGACCGUACUAACUGGCUAGGAGACCCGGAAAUACCUUUGAAGGGCUUCCCCUGGCGAGGUGGUUCAGAGAGAGACACUGUCGGAAUAUUGUUAUGGAGCGAACCAUUCUUUAUGACUCUACCAUCUGGAGAGGAAGUAGUUGUUCUGUUAAUGGAUACACAGGGUUCCUUUGAUAGCACUAGUACUGUGCGUCAGUGUGCUACAGUUUUCGCUUUGAGUACAAUGAUCAGUAGUACUCAAGUUUAUAACAUUCAUGGUAAUAUUCAAGAAGAUCACUUGCAGCAUUUGCAUUUAUUCACCGAAUAUGGUCGACUUGCCUUGGAAUCUGAUAUUUCUGGAACACCUUUCCAGCAUCUUUUAUUUCUUGUUCGCGAUUGGAGUUUCCCGUACGAGUAUGACUUCGGGAAUAGUGGUGGUACUCAACUGCUUGAUAAUCGCCUCAAGAUUGUUCAACAGCAUCACACAGAGCACCAAGCUGUCCGCCGUCAUAUUCGCUCUUGUUUUUCCAAGUUGGAUUGUUUCCUAAUGCCUCAUCCCGGUCUUAAAGUUUCAACAAAUCCAAACUUUGAUGGACGAGUAAAGGAUAUUGAUCCUAGUUUCGUUGAAAACCUUAUAGCAUUAGUUCCUCAUUUGUUAGCUCCAGUUAAUCUGGUUGUUAAAAGGAUAAAUGGUCAGGAAGUUACGUGUCGUGAACUUUUUACUUAUUUCAAGGCAUAUAUAAAAAUUUAUGAAAGUGAUACUCUCCCAGAACCACGUUCUAUGUUGGAAGCAACUGCCGAGGCAAACAACCUUAAUGCAAUAUUAACAUGUCAAGAGAUGUAUUCAGAGGCUAUGAACAAGAUUUGUGGACCCGAUCGGCCGUACAUCAAUCCAACUGAUUUAGAUUUAGCUCAUUUAAAAAUAUAUAAGGCUUCUAUUGAAAAAUUUAACACAAUUCCCAAAAUGGGUGGUGAGGCAUUCUCUGCAGGUUAUUUGGAACGCUUAAAAGAAACAUUAAAACAACUGGGAGAAGAUUAUCGGAUGUCAAAUUCUAAAAAGGAUAUAUUCCAGACAUUUCGUACUCCUGCUGUUCUGGCUGUUGUUCUACUAAUUUUCCAUAUUGUUACAGGAUUAUCAGAAUUUAUUGGUUUAUCAAUGGUUUCGGGUAUAUUGGCCCUACCAUUUUAUAUUGCUUUAAUCUCAUUGUUCACGUGGUUGUUUUAAGUUACACUGGUCGAGCUCCAGAAUUAGCUAGUGCCAUCGAUCAGUCAGCUGAGUUGGUAAUAAAGAAGGUAUUCAACCCUGCGAUAAAAAUAGUCGGCAAUCGUGGAAUGGCUCAACUAGUUGGUGGUAAUCUUGUUUCUGAUCAAACAACAAGAACUUGAAAUGCAUCUGUGCUAGUGUUUGUUUGUGUCUAUAAAACUUUUUAAACAAAUCUAUAGAUAUGAUUCAACUUACAACCUAUCAUUUUCAUUUUUCCCCUUAUUUCUGUAUUGUUUAUUCCAUAUUAUUAUUCAUAUCUUAUGGUUUUCACUGUGAUGAUUUAGUUUCGUGUAGUUGUCUUUUCUUUUUCUUGUUUGUUUAUUUGUUCAACAAACACAAGGUCACUUGUUCUUUUUUAACAAAACACAGUGAAUAACAUAAUAACGUUCUUCUCAGCUGUUGUUCUUUUUCUCUACUGGUUCCAGUGUAUUAUAGAAACCUCAUAAUUAACCAAAUAAAAUAGUAGUUGUAAUGUAUUGUAACGAAUAGUCUUUUAAAAUUUCGGUUCAUACUUGGAUUUAUGUGACGAAAAUAAACAAAAGACCAAUAUCUAAGGCAUAUUAUUUAUUUACUCAUUGUAUUUGUAGAGUUAGGUCUGCGCUCAUAUCUUGAUCUUCAUCGUUCUUUGUUAUAUUUUACAAUUUGUAACAAUAGUAAACUUUGUUUCUUUUGUACUUUUUCAUAUAUUCAUAUAAGUUUGAAGUAGAAAAAAUCAUCAUUGUUUAAACUGGUUUAAUACAGGAUUUUUAAAACAAACUGCCAUGUAUUUUGCUGUAGUGCAUGCAUGUAUAUCCCUUCUAUUAUACAAUAAAGUUCUUCUAUAUACUACUUACUGUUUUUCUUUUUAUUGGUAAGGUGUUUAUCGAAGGUAUUUACUUCGUUAGACUAAUAAACAUUUAUAAACAUUAAAACUGAUUUAUUCAUGUAGUUAAUUGAAGAUUAAUAAAUAGCUCCCAGACCU
Molecule: messenger RNA, 2472 nt
Organism: Schistosoma mattheei
Lineage: Eukaryota; Metazoa; Platyhelminthes; Trematoda; Strigeidida; Schistosomatidae
Source: the annotation of a GenBank genome assembly